Molecule: messenger RNA, 2608 nt
Organism: Geodia barretti
Lineage: Eukaryota; Metazoa; Porifera; Demospongiae; Tetractinellida; Geodiidae
Source: the annotation of a GenBank genome assembly
AGUGCGCUUCAAUUAGAGUUUAGAGUAGCACCGACCGAUCGAGAGGACGGCGGAAGAAGCGGAGAAAAAAACAGGCGAAGGAGCUGCCGAACAGCAGUGUCCUAUCUGCCUAGAGCAGUGCGACGACAAAACCUUCAUUGAUCCUUGCUUCCAUUGUUUCUGUUUCAUGUGCGUAGUCCAGUGGGCGGAGGUGACCACCACGUGUCCAAUGUGCAAAACCAACUUUACCACUCUCAUCCACAAUGUUGAGGCCAUCGACAAAUAUGCACAGUACAAAGUUGAACCAAAGACCAAGUCAUCUGGUUUUGAAAUCGGCAUUGGAGGAGCUAGAAGGUUUAGGUAUCGGACGACGCUCAUGCCUGGGCAGCCGAGGGCGGCGUCGUCCUCUGGCGGGGCAGGCUCUUCUCACAGUCAGGAGGAAGGGGGAGCCACUGAGAGAGAGAGGGAGAGAAGGGAGAGGAGGGAGGAGGCUGCCCAGCAGAUGUCUAACCCUGCAUCUGAUGAGAGGAGGCGCGUUGUGUAUGCUUUGGGACUGUGGGCUCAGCCGUCUGCCAACUCUGACAGAAGGAAAGAGAGAGUGAGAGAUAUAUGUGCCAUGUUUUUUCGUCAGAACCCAGCCUGCACUCAUCGACUGGUGCCAUGGCUGACGCGAGAGUUCAAAGUUCUCCUGGGUCCAGAACAUGUCCAGUUUAUGAUUCAACUGGUCCUCUCCCUACUCAGCAAGAUAAAUCUGGACGGGGAGGAGUUUCCCGAGCAUCUCCAACCAUUUCUGGCCACGCGGACCUCUCACUUCCUCCACGAGCUGGUCUCGUUUGCUCGCUCCCCGCUCAACAUGGCGGCCUACGAUCACAGUGUCCGCUACGAGUGGCCGACAGCCGGGAGAGCCAGAGACAACUGGGACCCCGAGGCCACUGUCAAUCACAGUAUCCUUCCACAGCACCUCCACAGCUCACCUACACCAGGUCCGGCAGGGUUGUCAUCACAGGAGAUCCAAGAGAGGCUGUUUCAUGAGCUGACAGCCACUCGCUGGGACGACAGUCCUCCCUUCCUCCCCCUCCCCUCCUCUCCCUCCUCACCAAUCCUCGUUCACGGCUCUGACUCUGAAUGCGACGGGGUGGAUGACGUAGCACCCUCUAUCGCAGCAUCCCCUCUAGAGGCCUCCUCCUCUAAUCUUGCCGCUAUUAGUAGCGGCGCUAUUGGUGAUGGUGCUGCUGUGAGUGUGGGGAGGGGUGAGGAGGGUGGAAGAGAGGGAGAAGAGGGUGACUUCGGUACAGGUGUCGCGUCGGAGACUUUGUCGCAGCAACCGAGGAGUUUGGAGGACGGUGAUUACCCCACGCUCGAGGGACUUGGUUCUCAGGCAUUGGAAGACACUUUUUCUACACAUCCACCAGCUGACACAGAAAGCCCUGCCUCUUUACCUUCUUCACUGAACACUGGGACCGAGACAAAUAAACAUGGAGAAGAGGUGAACGAUGAAAAGGAGAAAGAGCAAAGAAACAAAGAAGGAGAAGACGGAAUUGAAGAGGAGGAGGAGUGUAUUGUGAUCAACGCAGAGAGUGAGGGUGAGCAGCCGCCAGAGCAGAGGGCCAAUGAAACGUUUGGCAGUAUAGCUGCGGGUAGUUUGGAGACUCGCGGAACCAAGAGGAGUUUCAGGAAGAAACCCACCAGCUGUCCGCGAGAAGGAAGAGUGAGGGAAGUGAGUCAGAGCAAGGGUGAGAGGGGAGCAACAACGAAGGGGGAAAAUGGAAGUGGAGAAACUAAGGAAAAGGGUUGCAGCAAGAGGAGUGAGACAACAGAUCGACACAAGAAGAGGGACAGGAAGAGCACCGAAAAAAGACGCAAGGAGAAAGAAAAGGGAAGGAGAGAGAGUCGUAAAUAUCCCAGUAAGAGUAGAAGAAGAUCAAUGAGUAGGGAGUAUAGGCACAGCAGAUCAAGACACCACUACAGUAGGAGCAGUUCCAGUGACUUGGACAGAGAGCACAGGAAUAGGGACAGGAGAAAGAGAAGCAGAAGUCCGAGACACGUGGAUGCAGACAUUGAGCCUUACUGCGUGAGGGACAAGUCCCACAGAUCAAGACUCUAUUCCGACGACUACAAUAACGCAGGGGCUUCCUCAUCUGGCCGUGACCGUGAGGAAUCAUCUAGCAGAAGUGGAAAGAGAAGAGAGAGGAGGAGGGAGAGUGAAAGUCCGCUCGACGGAAGGUCUGAAAAACGACGUAUGGGGAACAGAGAGAGUGAUGGCAAGCUAAAAGAAGAGCUGUCUAGCAUCGAUGAGGAAAUUGUGCAACACAAGCGAGAGGUUCUGCGAGCCAUGCUCAGAUGCGAGCGACUGAAACUCCUCCACCGACAGCUGCAAGGAAGAGACUUGCCCGACGACAGCUGCAGCAAUGAAUUGGGGAAGCCCCCGGUAAUUGACGAGAGCACACCCACUGGUGAGGUUGUGAAGCAAUUGGCACGAGCUGGCACAGGUCUAUAGUUUCAAGCUAUAGACGCAAAUAGAGAUGGGUGUUUUGCAUGAGGUUUAGAUGAGCUAAUUGCAGCGGAAACACGAUCUGUCACCUUGUCUGACGUUUCACGUUAUAUCUGCUAAUUUUUUUCUCCUUGUAAU